Molecule: messenger RNA, 2664 nt
Organism: Portunus trituberculatus (swimming crab)
Lineage: Eukaryota; Metazoa; Arthropoda; Malacostraca; Decapoda; Portunidae
Product: GMP reductase 2-like
Exons: 7
Coding region: 570-1469 (299 amino acids)
Biological process (GO): nucleotide metabolic process
Cellular component (GO): GMP reductase complex
Molecular function (GO): GMP reductase activity
Source: RefSeq, a predicted model, not a curated record
UUACAUACGUACGGCCUUGACAGUUAGGACCACCAGAGUAUCACGCCACACUCCCCUAUACACAUUCCUUGUAUGAUAGUAUUUUGUGGAAUUUCCGUCGCAACAAGAAAAUACCCGGCGGCCUGCGUGAUCAUUCGUGUGUGUGUGUUAGAUUUGCCAAUAUGGAGUGGCAUGGACCUUCACUGUCUUCAGGGCUGCCCACAUAUGGUUUUCGUUUGUGGCUUCAUAGAAAAUUCACAUCUUUACCACUUGAGGAGUCGCCAUUCGUAAGGCAGCUGCACUUGUAAAUAGGCAAUUGCGGCGAGGAUUUGGUGCGUUUCAUGGCCCGAGGCGAUAUGGAUGAAGCUCUACAUUUAUUGUAAUGCUAAUGAACUUAUGAAAUAUAACAGCAGCACCACUAUAUAGAGGAAGGCAAAUAACGCAUAUCCUCAUAUACGACAGUUUACAUCAUGGCAGAUCAAUAGUUUUCGACCAAAUUAAUACGUGGAUUUAGUGUGGACUUGAUAAGGAACAUCACCUUCAGGAACUCGAAGCAGACAUGCAGCGGCAUCCCCAUCAUAGCAGCCAAUAUGGACACCGUGGGGACCUUCAUGAUGGCCAAAGAACUUGCUAAGCACAAAUGCUUCACUGCCAUCCAUAAGCACUACACGUUUGAGCAGUGGGUGGACUUUGGAAACAACAACAAGGAUGUGCUUGGCUUUGUGGCAGCAUCCUCAGGCACAUCAGAUUCUGAUUGGGACAAACUGCAGAAAGUUCUAGGACAGUUUCCUGAGAUCAAGUUCAUUUGUCUGGAUGUUGCCAAUGGUUACUCUGAAGUGUUUGUUGAGUAUGUGAGAAAGGUUCGGAAGAACUUCCCAGACCACACCAUCCUUGCCGGCAAUGUGGUGACAGGGGAAAUGGUAGAAGAGCUGAUCCUGUCUGGGGCAGACAUCAUCAAGGUGGGGAUUGGGCCAGGCUCAGUGUGCACCACCAGGAAGAAGGCUGGUGUAGGAUACCCUCAGCUUUCGGCUGUGCUGGAGUGUGCUGAUGCUGCUCAUGGCCUGGCUGGUCACAUCAUCUCGGAUGGUGGCUGCACCUGCCCUGGUGAUAUUGCCAAGGCUUUUGGAGCAGGAGCUGACUUUGUAAUGAUGGGAGGAAUGCUUGCUGGCCACGAUCAGUCUGGGGGAGAAGUAAUAGAACGUGAUGGAAAGAAGUUCAAGCAGUUCUAUGGAAUGUCGAGUGCCACUGCCAUGCAGAAGUAUUCUGGAGGAGUAGCUGAAUAUAGGGCAAGUGAGGGAAAGUCAGUGGAGAUACCAUAUAAGGGAGACGUGAAUGAUACUAUCUUGGACAUCCUGGGAGGACUACGGUCUGCCUGUACAUACACUGGUGCUGCCAAACUCAAAGAACUGCCAAAACGCACAACCUUCAUCCGAGUGACCCAGCAAACAAACGAAAUCUUUGCUGCCCAUCACGCUAACAAGCAGUCAUGAUUCCUGAUUAGGUAUUUUGCGCUAAGAUUGGCUUAUCUUAUUUAUAUGGUUUGAUUUAUUUUGAGGUAAGGCUCUCCAACUGUUGUCCCUUUGAUCAUUUCCUGUGUCUUUCAUGACUGUUUUGAUUAUUUGGUAACAGUUUUGCAAAUCCACCUAUCUAUGGACAUAAACAAAUUGAGACCUAUCUGCUGUGGAUGUCCCUCUGAAAGAGUUCCAAGAAGUGGACAUCAUAGUACAGGUGGAAUGAACAUACUAUACACUUUACCAGCUUAACUAUAACAGAUCACAGGUGGCAAUCAUCCAGUGCUUUGACUUCUACUCAGUUAAUCAUUUGUAAAGAGAAUAGUAUUAAGCACACAUAUGAAGAUUAUGUUACAUGUGUGGUUAAGUUAUGCAAUGUUUCUUGAGUGGUAUACUAAUAAGGAGGAUGGAAGAAUGUGUUUGUAAUACAUACCAUUGGUUGUUGUUGUUUUUUUAUAUAUAUAUAUAGUUUUAUUCCCCUUUCUCUCUCUCUCUCUCUCUCUCUCUCUCUCUCUCUCUCUCUCUCUCUCUCUCUCUCUCUCUCUCUCUCUCUCUCUCUCUCUCUCUCUCUCUCUCUCUCUCUCUCUCUCUCUCUCUCUCUUGAAAUGUUCUUGUGCCAUGCUCCCCUCAAGAAAGAAAACAGCUCAGUAAAAGAGUUAACAAAAAAGAACACAUGAAAUACUGCACAUUGCAGUUAUCAUCAUAUAUAUGUAGCAUUGAAAGAAAAAGAGAGUUGUGCUAAUUUGUGAGAUUGAAAUUAUUGGUGAUGGCAAGUUUUUAAGGGUUUGUGUCUUUAUUAGCUGUUGAAGUUCUUCACUAGUGUUUACAGUGCUAUGUGUCAUGACAAAGAUUUUUUAUAUAACCACCAAAAGAAAUUAUAAAAACAUGUAUUCAUUGCAAGAUGUAUUACAUAUGAUUGGAUAUUCACAUAAGUGCCCUGAGAUUUAUUAUGAUUGCAUGAUUGCAUUUACAAUCAUGAUUUUGUUGGUAGAAUAGUAUGUACCAUGAUUCUGCACAAUUAGUGGGGAGAAAAACAAUCAUGAGAGCUGGAAAAUUAAUUUCAAUGUCUUUUGAUAAUAAUUGUUAUUUCAAGUCCAAGUGUUUUGAUAGUUACAGGAAUUGUGUUGCAUCAAAAUAAUGAAUGAAGGAUGUAUAUAUACAGACUAGAGUUGCC